Gallus gallus (chicken) is the source of this 10697-nucleotide messenger RNA. RefSeq names its product PQ loop repeat containing 2 like (gene PQLC2L). NCBI's taxonomy places the organism in Eukaryota, Metazoa, Chordata, Aves, Galliformes, Phasianidae. The transcript is spliced from 10 exons. The record is from RefSeq and is a predicted model, not a curated record. The coding region runs from base 8005 to 9003 and encodes 332 amino acids.
GGGGCCUCAGCGCGCUGCUGGGCCGCGGGGCGGGCGAGCGCGGAGCGGGAGCCUUCGUCCCUCUUUCCCCGCAGGGUUCGGGCCGGCGGAGCAGCAGCAGCAGCUCAGGGCAGGUCCCAUGAUGACAGCUCCCUUGAGAGGCAGCCAGCUUCUGCAGGAAACUUGUUCCAGCACUGAGUGCUGCAGGUACCUGAAGUCUCAGCAGAGAAGGAAAAAAGCCAAUUUCUCACUGAUGAGCCAAGUUUGUUUAUGAGAUUGGAAAUAACUGUGAUCUCAAGCAUCCGGCUGCAUGCAGAGGGUUUUCACAGCAGAUAUUCAGCUUUGGUAAACGGAUUUGCGGAUUUGCAUGGGGUAAAAAUGGAGGCAGAAAUAAACUUCUGAAACUGAGCCUCAGUCCAGAAGUGAUGGCUUCCCAGCUGUAUACAUAUGCUUUCAAUAUCUCCGCAGUAGAGAAUAGGAGCCUGUGUAUAAAUGGAACACCGUGGAUUUGGCAUCUUCUAGAAGAAUGUGUUGAGAAUGCGUGGGAGUACUGCAGCGUUGUCAUAGGACUGAUUUCCAUUGUCUGUUUUCUGUUUGCUGCACUACCGUAAGUUUAAAGUCUUUGGCAGUCCUCAGAUUGAAACAUGAGUAAUCUUGCCCGAAGCCUUUCUCACAAGCUGCCUUUUUUUUUAAGUUUAUCUUGGAUAUGUUUCUCUAUCUGCAUAAUACAGAUAUAAUACGCCAGAGAAGCAUGUUGUUCAUGUUUGGAACAAUAUUUGGUGGUUGACAAAUGAGCUUGAUGUACUGUUCCGUUGUACUGACUUGACACUAAUCUCUGCCACUUAGAGAAAAUGAGAAUAAAUCACCUCUUCUCCCUUAUCUUCCCCACCCUGAGAUGUGUGCACACAGCAUGCUUGCUGCAGAAACUGGCUCACUGUAUGUAAACCACGUGCCAUGUCACCAGUACUGCUGAGCUGGGUCCUGCCACUGAAGUUCAGACUAAGACCAAGUCAGGAACAGCACAUAAGUUACUGCUUUGGUAGUGUGGAAUCAAUUGCUGUUGGGAGGACUGGCACUGGGUUUGGAUUUCCAAUGUGUAGGUAGGAGAUGGCAGAAGCAAAGUGGAAAUGCUGCUCGCAGGUGAAAGUACCCAACACAAAAUGGGAUUGACUCCAAAGUCCAUCCCCGUAACAGGAAUAUGAUUUACUGAACUAAUAAAGGGUGAUGGAGAUCAAAACCCAAACACUGUCAGUAAGCUGCUGAGCUUUUGAAAUACGAGUUGAAAGGAGGCUUUACAUUCAGAGUGUCACGUUAGCCAGUGUGUAAUUCAUCAAGCCGUGUCUAAUGGACUGAAAUUUGGGAUUGCUUCAUAGUUCCCAUUGAAUUUGAAUUUGAAGAACAUUUCUUCAGUUUGGAGCCUGAAGUGCAGCAGUUGUCAGCUCUCACAGAAGCUUUGUUCAUUCUUAGCCCUUCUGCUAAAAGUUUUUCCCGUUUCAGGGUUUCAAAGGCUGGUAUUUACAGCGGAUGAGUGUGAAGUGAUGAAGGCAUAGUUUUGGUGUCCAGACUGAUAUUUUACUGCAGAAGACACACACACAGCACACACAGAAGUCCAUGCAAGCAGUAACGAAGUUGUGAUUUCAGCCUUUUGUUGUGUUAGACUGCUGACCGUGCUGACUACUGCUGACCACGUCUUGGAGUAAGACAUGCUCAGCAGUAAUGAUGCUGAGUUCUCCUUCCAGGUGUUAGCAGGCAUUGCUCUGAUGGGUCUCUUGUAGUUAUGUUGUUAUUCUUUCCAUACUCAGAUUUUGACAACUGUGUAUUCCAACUUGUCAGACAUUUUUGGCUAACAGUGUUUCCCAAUUCUGGAAUUUGUGCCAGUCAAAUUCACAUUGCCUGUCGGGAUGGAAAGGUGGACCAGGCGCUGUCUUUGGGCUUCCUGCUGUGCUGGAUAGCUGGAGAUCUCACAAACCUUAUAGGCUGCUAUUUAACAAAUCAACUGCCAAUUCAGACUGUCACUGCCAUCUCCUAUGUUAACAUGGAUAUCAUUUUGAUUUCACAAUUCGUCUAUUACAAGCUCAAGAAUCAGAAGAUGAUGAAAGGCAGCAAAAUGCUGAAGAAUUUCUGUAUAACCUGGAUCUUGAUGUGGAUAACCCUGUGUGUUGUUGUUUUACCCUGCCAGCUGUUAAUCAGAAAGCAAGACCACAGUUCAGCAAUGGAAAGGAGUAAUAACUCUCUCGAUAUGAUUGAAAUGUCAGGCUUCGUUUGUGGCUAUAUAUCUUGUGUGUUUUACUUGGGAAGUAGAUUUCCUCAGCUGUAUAAAAAUUUUCAGAGGAAGUCAACAGAAGGCACCUCUUACCUGCUGUUUGCAUUGGCCAUGCUGGGAAACUGUACGUAUGGCCUCAGCCUUGUCCUAAAGAUGCCUGCUGCUGAAUCUGUCCGGGCCCUCUUCUUUUUACACCAUCUUCCAUGGCUCCUCGGGAGCUUUGGAGUUUUGUUCCUGGAUGUUUUUCUUGGUGGCUAACAGUGAUAGUGUUUCAGCCCAGACUUGUCCCAGCCUACCAUCUGUUUUCAGCAAUUUGAUCCCCAGUUCACCACGUCCUUUCUUAGCACUGCAGCUAUGAAGACUGGGGGAGAUGCUGUGCCGUGAGUACAGUAAGGCCUACUUGAAAAAAGAAAGAAAGAAAGAGGAAAAGAAAGAAGCAGGAAGUUUAAGCAGUAGCUAUAUAUGUUAUAAAGCUAAUUUGCUAAGCUUUAAGAAGAUGAUUCCCCAAAUAAUGCAACAGAAAGAUUUAAAAAGAGUGCUGAUCUGCUGUCUAUGAAGGAAAUCCUGUCUAAUCUUUAGCUGGGGGGCCUGAGAGGUGGGAUGCAGGAAAGCUUUGGAAAAAGUAGGGCAAUUACUGGGGCUUUGCCUGCAACGUAGACAACUUCCCCUCUUUCCAGGCCUCCCUGUAGACAAUUUCCCUUAAAAAAAAAAAAACAAGACACCAUCACUUAUGGAAAGACAUAGCUGGGUAGGUUUGUGUUCUAUCUUUAUCUCACAAUUGGUAUCUCUAUUAGAGAUGUUUUGUGUCAACCUUGGUGCUUAACUGUCUGGCAAAAGGAGUGAGACCUCUCUUGUCCUUUCCAGGUGCACAUACCCACGUAUCUAAAGGUUGGGUUGCUGAAAGCCAGGAGUGUUGUUUCAGAGCUGGAGCUAUCAAGAAAAAGGCCAAGUGACUCUGCAGUUCCUUCUGUACGGUCAGCACAAGGAGAGACCACAUGCUUUGGUGGCACUGGAAGUGGAGCCGCUGCUGGUGGGUGAGGAGGACGCAUAGUGCUGUGCUCAGCCCUGCUCACACCUGGGGGCUUCGAUGGGUCACACUGCAGCAGCUUUGCAACCACAUUUAUUUGUUGGUAUUUAUUUGUCAUUAAGUUGUCGCUGCUUGUUUACUGUUUUCAUCUUCACAUCAUUUGCAAGUAUUUAUUCUGUUGCUUCAGGACUGUACCAAGUCUUUGUUUUCCUGAAUGUUUGCUUUGUCACUGUUUCUCCCUGUGAUGGGAAUCACAGCAGUGGGUGCUUUGGGAGUAUUUAUUUGACUUGAUGCAGUGCAUAUCACAAUGUGACUAUUAUCAGAUGAAAAUCUACAUCUCAGUCACAGUAAUACAGAUGUUUUUAAACAGUGGAUGAACUUAGCCCUGUGCCUUGAACUCAGCAUGGAGUUCUGUACUGCUCAGUCUGGUCACACUGUAUGGAAGAAAAUUGGCCUUUAAUUAAGAACCAUCAGUGCAGAGGAUCCAUUGCUGAUGUAAAAGCAGAAUUGUGGUGUGAGCUCUUAGGAUCAUAGAAUGGCCUGGGUUGAAAAGGACCACAGUGCUCAUGCAGUUCCAACCCCCUGCUAUGUGCAGGGUCGCCAACCAGCAGCCCAGGCUGCCCAGAGCCACAUCCAGCCUGGCCUUGAAUGCCUGCAGGGAUGGGGCACCCACAGCCUCCUUGGGCAACCUGUUCAGUGCGUCACCACCCUCUGGGGGAAAAGCUUUCUCCUAAUAUCUAAUCUUGGCUUGGGUAAGUACCACAGAGGGGAAUAACAGCACCACAACAUAAGGAGACUAUACCUUGCAAUUGCCUAUUGAGCACGAGGGAUUCUGUCAGUGCUAUGUUGUGUUUAAUGAAAGCUUUAAUAAGAUCCAAGAGAAUAAAUUCAAGUUAGUGUUUCAUUGAAUGUGUAUGUGAUGAUUCACACUUCAGAAAAUAAGUUUAUGACCAAAAAGGCUCUUUUCUAAAAGUCAAUAUGAGUUGGCACACUGUUAGGCUCAUUGUGAAACUCAUUCCCUUUGAAGAACGAGAUGGGGCCUGGCUGUGUUUGGAGGGGUGGGGGUAACAUCAGCCCUGCUGCUGGGUAUGGAAAUGCAAACUGAUCUGUAACUUCUGUUCCAGGAGUGAUCAUAGAAUCAUAGAACAGCCUGGGUUGAAAAGGACCACAGUGCUCAUCCAGUUCCAACCCCCUGCUAUGUGCGGGGUCGCCAACCAGCAGCCCAGGCUGCCCAGAGCCACAUCCAGCCUGGCCUUGAAUGCCUGCAGGGAUGGGGCAUCCACAGCCUCCUUGGGCAACCUGUUCAGUGCGUCACCACCCUCUGGGGGAAAAACUUCCUCCUCAUAUCCAACCUAAACCUCCCCUGUCUCAGCUUAAAACCAUUCCCCCUUGUCCUAUCGCUAUCCGUGAUGCACAUGAGUGGCUGCAUUCUGGGGCUUCAGAAGCACCGCUGUGAAUGCCAUGUACUGCUGCAAUGCUUUGCUGCUCUGCACAGCGUGGCCUCACUGAGGCUGUGUGAGAUGCAGCCCCGUGACAUUGCUUGCUUUAUUGCUGUGUGUGCUGUGAGGGGAUGUGUUUUUGCUGCUUUCUUAAGCGAGCAGAGGGUAUUUGAAGUUAACCUUUUCAGUACAUAAAUUAGAAUGCAAUUUGUCUCACUUGCAGAUUUAUAUGCUGUGUGCAUGAGAUUAUCAAACUCCUGCCUGGCUGCUGAUUGAAACCAUGACUUGUUACUUUCUAAUGCAGUUAGAAUUUGGUCUUAGAUUAUUUCUUCAAAGAUUAUUUCCCCUUCUGUUGCUCCAUGUAAUCCUAUUUUGGGUUGCCUUUUUAUCCCUAUUUCAUAGUGCUGUUUAUUAAAACAGCCAAAUACGGGAUAUAUGAAGUUAAUAAGAUUUAAGAAUUCCGAUGGAAAACAAUUUAACUUUCUAAAUGCACAGCAGUAGUUGUUUAUUUAUGAUGGUUCGUGUGUAUAAUAUUUCAUAUAUAGGUUAAGUGAGUAUUUGGGGGAAGAAUUAUUUCCCAUCAACAAAUCUGCUCUUGGGUGUUUUUGGAAGGGUGGGGGAUGGCACCAUCCCUUCUGCUGGAUAUGGGGAUGUGCACUACGUCCUGUGGAACAGUAAGUUAGACAUGUAAUAACCACUCAUGACAGCAGCCAGCAGGUACGUCUCGCUGUCACUGCUGCUCUCUGUUGCCUCUGAAGCUGUAAGGUUUCUUUGUCCUCACUUUGCUCAGCCCUUCUUUCCAGAUCCAGCCUCCCCACAGUCAGUGAGAGCUGUGCCAGCACAAAGCAGAGACCAAACGGCAGCUCCUCACCGCCUCCCUUAGGCAGGGAAGUACUGCACUUCCACCACAGCUAUUUGUUGAAAAGCAAAGUGUCUUAAUCUUCUUGCUUUAUACUACUAAUUCUUCCCCCCACGCUGCGUGUAAUCCAGGAUUAAUGGCAUUGUUGCCUAAUUUCAUUUUUGUAGCUAUCAUGGAAAUCUCAUUAACUAAAGGAAACAUCUAACGUGUCUUGAGGGCUUCCUUUUUAAACAGAGCCAUCCAAUAACUUACCUAAUAGAGUUCUGCAGUCCACAGGAGGUUCUUCAAGUGCAGAGUGGCCAUUACAGGUUGGGUUUCACUUGUUUCGGUAAAAAGAAUCAUCAUAGAAUCAUCACAGAAUGGCCUGGGUUGAAAAGGACCACAGUGAUCAUCUCAUUUCAACCCCCUGCCAUGUGCAGGGUCGCCAACCGCCAGACCAGGCUGCCCAGAGCCAUAAGAAAUGUACUUAAUUUGCCCCUCUGUCCUCUGAAGGGGUAAGUCUGCAUUUUUUCUAGAUUCACAUUUGUACUCUGGCUGCCAGAUAAAUGUAUUCUUAGUCUUAGGGAAACCAGUUUGGUUCACCCAAUGGAAAGCAUAUAGGCGCAGUUGGCUGCUCCGCGGUUGUGUUACCUCCCUACUAACGGGCCUUCAAGGUCUGCAGCACACCAAGGAAGCAACGAAAAAUGGUCCCUCGGGUUUCUAGUACAGUGCCUCAGCAGCAUCAAUGUUUUCUCUGGUUUCUGAAUGGCAGAAAGCUGGGAAAUUAAUGUUUUGCACAUGGAAGAACCCAGUUGUGUGGUGAAGGAGUUUGGGGCUUCUGGUUCUGGUUGCCCAUGGGCAGCACAGUGUAUCCAUCCUCUGCUUUUGUGCUUUUUAAAGAAACUUUAGUGGUGGUGAGGACAGCGUGUGAAUAUUAAUUGCUGCGGUACCUCAGCGUCCAUGUGUGCCAUUGCUUGCUAAAUGCAGCUGGAAAUACAUGGUGUGCAGGCAAGGCAUUGAUUCAUAUCGUGACGAGGGGGGCUGCCGUAACGUGCUCCGAACGGCUUUAAAUGAUAGCUGCAAAGGAAUUAAGACCAGUUUAAUCCCACUAAAUAAUGCUCCUAAUGAUGAACCAUUAAAAUCUAGUUGACUUUCAGAUUCUAGCAAUUGUAUCAGACAAGGUGAUUAUACUAAACAUCAGUAAUGAUAAUCGUUACAAUAGAUUAAAGUAUUGACUGAGCCAUAGGAAGCGCUGCCUGGCGCCAGCACAGGGGCUCUUCUGCCUUCACAGCAGCAUCCUCCCAUCCCAGCUGCAUUAUGCAGUUUUGUUGGGCUUGCUGAUGGGCCUCAGAUCUGCUGCUCCUGCCCGGAGCUCAAGCAGUGGUUUGCCCAGAGCACGUCUUCCAGGUCCCAAACACAUCCAGAUGCAUCCACGGCGGAUGCCCGAUGGAUCGGCUGUAACGCCGGAGCCUGAAGUCAAAGCAUUCCCCUUUUUGCAGGGGAGAUAAACAGGCAAAAAGGGAUAAUGCAGGCUUGCUCGAGGAGAAAUUGCUCUGCCUUCCAACUGGUUUCUUUGGGGCAAAUGGCCACAGCCACGCUGCACUGCUGCUGGGACCGGGCCGCCCUGCCCUGCCGUGCCGCUGCGCUCUGAGCUCUGCUCCACAUUGAUUCCUGCCCUGGCUCAAGCUAUUGCACAAGCCUGUAAAUAUAGGGAGAAGAUGGGCAUUUUAUGAUGUCUGACUUUCCUACCAUAUUUUUUCGUUAAGUAAGCUGUAAUGGAAAUAUUGGGCUUUCAUUUCUUGCUUGCUUCUUUUCCAACAAUUGUCAGUAAAUCAAAGUUGCAAAAAGCCAUCUCCUCCUCUGCAGUGUCAGGCUAACAGCAGCCUGGUGGUCACUUACUUUUGGAAAUGAUAUCUCCCUAUUUCGAGGCACUCAGCAGACUUUAGUGCUGAUGUAUUGACCCUCGCAGCUUUCAGACGAAGGAAAUAUUCGAGGACAGCAUUUCCAGCAGAGAAAUGCCCAUAUUUCAAAAUGAGGACUGCGAGCUGUAGUGAAGCCAAUUGGCUGAGAUACAAAUGUGCCAAGCUUAGUAAUAAAGAGAGUAUUUCUUCCUCUGUUUUUUUUUCCCAGCGUCUCUGUUUGCCUCUUCCCAUGGCUUCCUGGAGCACCAAACCCACAGCUUCUCACCUCCUGACCCUUUUGCUGCCCACUCUGGGCAGUGGGGCCGGGUGUGCUUUACAUCCCAGGGCUGUGCAUGGAAGUUGUCACAGGUGAUACGGAGUCACAAAGGCUGGGAAAGACCUCUCAGAUCCCCAAGUUCCCCCCCUAACGCAUCCCACAGUGCCCACUGAUCCGUGCUGCUCACUGAUUUAAUUCAGUUCUUUUUUCUUCUACCGUUCCUGCCGGCCCCGGGCGAACGUAUUGAGCCUGUGGUGCGUGAGCACAUCUGCGAGCAUCCAUGUGGAGAGCGGUGCUGAGCUGCAGCGUCCCCCCCCUCAGCACACUGCUUGGGCCGUGGGCACGCAAACACUCAAGGAAGGAACAUUUCAGAAGUUUCCCUGCAGUUCCGUGCCCGCUUUUUGCGGCAGGGCGGCUCCGGGCUGCUGCAGCCCCGCGGCCGGGAGGCGCCGUGCCCGCAUCCAGCUCGGCGUCACGCAGCACCGCGGGGCCGGAGGGGGCCGGGAUGCUCCUGGUCGCUGCGGGCUGUCCGGGGAUGCCGCCGAGCCCCGCUCCCAGCCCUCGGACCCGCCCGCCAGGUGGGGCCGUUGCCGUUCCGGCGAUGCUCGGGGAGGGACGCGGUGUGCGCGGCCCGGAGGUGCGGAUCGGACGCGUGGGGAUGUCGGGUUGGAGCCGGGCCCGGGGCGACGGCGUGCUGCGGUGCGCUGAGCGGAAAACUGUCCCAUCGCCGGCCUCAGGGCUCCUUCAGUCUGUGCUGCAGCUGAGACAAACAGCAGUUCCUCACCCACCCCGCUUCCUUACUUGGCCGCGGCCGGAUGCCCCCUUCCCCACGAGGGUCCUUCGGUGGCUGUGCUCGGGUUCUUCGUCCGCUGGGGACGGAGCUCGGGGCUUCAGGACCGCCUCUGCGCCGGCGAAUGGUGUGGAUGCUUUGCGUGCCCUCCUGGUGGAUCAUUUCCCUCGUGCUUCUCCUGCUGGGGCUGCAGGAGCUGGCAGGAUGGCAGUGUGCAAGGCAAGGCAGUGUGCAAAGGGAUGGCAGUGUGCAAGGCACCUUCUUUGGCCCAUUUGUGCCUCUGAAAUUGCAGGAGUUUGUGCAAAGCACAGCCUGGGAGCAGCACUGCUGGCUGGCGCAAGGCAGGAGCCACGAUGUGUCCUGGCAGCACUGUGUCUUCAAGAUGUAAGGUGCUUGGAUGCUGUGCUACAAAACACCCCCGGAAGGGCUGCUGGUGGCCUUAACCCUGCCUGUUUCUGUGUGUGUAACACUCCCAUACUGGUUUCCUAGUGCUGCUGUGGGAGCAUUGCAGCAGGCAGAGCAUGGACUGUUGGCCACUCCGGUUCCUGCUGUGCUGCAAAGGAUCAGUGCAGCACCAACCUCCAAUGACACCAUUUUCAUCUGCCUGCAUCCUUGCCCAGAAGCUCCAAAGCUGUUUCCGUGCAGCAGGGCUGCUUGCAGUGAGCUGGCAUUGUGUUCUGACAGUGCCCACUGCCCAAACUGCAGCUUAAAACCUUUGCAAAAGGGUUUGUGGUGCUGGUGGUGCUGCAUUCAGCAUUUAUCACUGGUGUACAUCUGCUACAUAUUGCACACCGUGUCAGGGUCAGCUGAGAGCUGGGAUGAGUUAGAGGGGCUUGGGAGGGGGUCUGCAUUGCGCCAGGGCCAUUGGUGCCAGCUCCAAUUGCUGCACACACGCAGCAUUUAGCUUACAACAGAUUAGAAUAUGCAUUCCAGAUGUACGAUGCAAAGCUUUACAGCAUAUCUUUGCUCCUAAUCUUCCCCAUGCCAACGUGUAUCAUUGCAAUCUUCCUACCUACAUCAGUCAAAUUACUUCAGUCGUUGCUUCAGAGCCCAAUGCAGCCAACAGACACAGCGCAAUCCUCGCAGCCACCGCCACGGCGUGGAGAUGCCCCCAGCACACACAGCUCGGAGGAUGGGUUUGAUUUAAGACCCUUUUUAUUCCAUAUUUCAUUUUUAUAGUUAAAAAUGAGCAUAUGAGGAGGGCAUAUUAAGUGCUGAUCUUCUUGCUCAACUAUUUGCUAAUGUAAUUUUUUGGUACCGCAUCACGGGGAAGCUCUGAAUUCUUUUAUUUUCAUGUAAAGGUGCUGUCACAAAUCCAAGCAAGUUUUCAGCGUGAUGACACUUAAAGAAGAGUUUUUCUUUUUCUUGUUGUUGUUAUUGAUGUCUCCUGAAAAGGAUAUCCUUAAGAUAUAGGGACAGCUAUAGCUGCUGGUACUCUGAAUUGCUAUGAAGGCUCACACUGCAAAGAGAGCCUUGACAAUGAUGGAUAACAUCCACAACUUCUCAGUAGCGGAUUUUGUUUAUCCUGCCUCUUCUUUGUGUUUGUGCCUGGAUUUUCACUUGGGGCUACGCUCAGCCUUUAAACACCAGCUCUGCAGCUCCCACAUCGCCUCCCUCCCUAAGACGGGGGAGGUUUGGGUUAGAUAUUAGGAGGAAGUUUUUCACCCAGGGGGUGGUGACGCGCUGAAGAGGUUGCCCAAGGAGGCUGUGGAUGCCCCAUCCCUGCAGGCAUUCAAGGCCAGGCUGGAUGUGGCUCUGGGCAGCCUGGGCUGCUGGUUGGCGACCCUGCACAUAGCAGGGGGUUGGAACUGGAUGAGCACUGUGGUCCUUUGUAACCCAGACCAUUCUACAACUCUAAUUCUAUGAUUCUAUGAUUCCCUUCUCCCACUGCUGUAAACAGGCAGUGGGCACAGCCCCGCACCCCGCAGGAAGCCCCCAUGCCCCACAUUGACAGUGGGUUUGGGUGAAAGUGGUGAUUCUUGAGUGACUCUGUGUGUGUCACAGAGCAAGGGAUGCUGCGAGCAGCCAAACCUUCAGAGCCUUUGCUCUUGCCCAUGCACAGAUCAGGAGCAGAGCUGGGAUGCUGCAGGGCUUCCCACCAUCUCCUUGACUUUUUCCCCUCCUUCUCUUGGAGUUCUUUGGUUUCGGUUGAAAGGUUUUAAUAAAAUCACUGCUCUAAUAUA